This is a messenger RNA of Prorocentrum cordatum, 728 nucleotides long. The record is from the annotation of a GenBank genome assembly. NCBI's taxonomy places the organism in Eukaryota, Dinophyceae, Prorocentrales, Prorocentraceae.
GUGCCGACGCCGUCGUGGCUCGACCCAGGGGCAGGCGAGAAGAAGAAGAAUGAGAAACGAUCACCAGCGGCGCCUAAGCAGACACCGAAGAAGGCAGCCAAGACCGAGUCCUCGGUCGACUCUCCUGAAUCCGAGGUGCCUCCUGAUGAGGGGAGUGCGGGGCCCGUUCCUAGCGAGGAUCCUGCUGCAGAGGCCCCCGAGGACGCGGCUGGCAAUGCUCCCGAGGCAGCGGCUGGAGAGGCUCCCGAGGAAGCGGCUGGCGAGACUCCCGAGGAAGCGGCUGGCGAGGCUGCAGGCGGAGAAGCUGCUGGCGAGGCUGGCGGGGAGACGGCUGGCGGGGAGACGGAUGCCAUGAAGGACGCGCCAGGCCACGCAAAGGGCUCCUUCACGCUGAACGGCAAGAAGUACGACGUGGGCUGCAAGAAGAGGACGGGCCACAUGGGCAUCUCGAUCCGCAUGGCGGGCGAGUCCAAGUGGAGCCAGAUCACGCAGGUGCGCGACAACAUGUGGGGGGAUCGCUGCAUGGACAUCAUGAAAUGCGAGGGUGACAGGUCGGUGUGCACCGCGAUGGCUGCGAACCACGUUGUGCACCAGGUAUCGGUUGACAAGGCCACGUCGCGCUCCGAGGGCGAGGCUUCGAGGGGCAAGAUUCUGGCGAAGAUCGGGAUUGGCAAAGGCUCGAAGAAAGCCACGAAGAAGGACAAGAGCGCCGCGCAGGGCGGCGCCAG